This is a messenger RNA of Lindgomyces ingoldianus, 2362 nucleotides long. RefSeq lists its product as uncharacterized. The record is from RefSeq and is a predicted model, not a curated record. Bases 306 to 2276 code for a protein of 656 amino acids. The transcript has 3 exons. NCBI's taxonomy places the organism in Eukaryota, Fungi, Ascomycota, Dothideomycetes, Pleosporales, Lindgomycetaceae.
CAGCCCCGCCGCACGACCCUUUCUGCCACCCUGGCCACACUGGCGCUCCAGCGACACGCGUCCAUCCUUCGGGGGUUACGGGCUGCUGAUGGCUGGGGUUUCCAUCGCCUUCUGCGCCCUGUAAAACCAUCACAGCCUCCCACCGCCCUUCUGCUGGUGCCUGAUCCCCUAAGAACACGCUGUUCUUACCUCUGCCAUUUUCUUUGAGACCACCUUGAUUCCUUAUGCUUUUGUAGUUGCUGCGUGCUGUGCUGACUAGCCGUUCCUUUCUUUGCAUUUGUUCUUUCCUUCGUUCCUUUCAAGCCAUGCGGUCCUUCAAGCAGAAAGUACUGACAGCCGUGGCAUGGGCUCUACCGGCUCUCAGCGCUGCACUUCCGGCAGUCCAGGGUCACGAUCACGCUCUCAUCCGAACUGAUGGAAAGCAACCCAUCUUGGAGUUAGACCUCCAAGAGAGUUAUGCUCAAGCUACAUUCAGCGUUCCAUGUGCUGGAUGUCUUGGCCAAGAUGACACGGGCCAUGAUGACGACUCUCUUAUACUGAGUUUCAAGACACAUUCCUCCAAAAAACCAUGCGGAGCUUCUAACAUUACUUUGAACGGCAUUUACUUGCCCCAAGAAUGGAACGGUGACCUCGCCUCAGGCUCAGGAUCUUUCAGAGGGGUACCCGACAUCCAGGAGAAUGCCUGGUUCCUCCAGCACGACUUGGAUCUUGAGUGGCAGUCGGCGUGUCUUUACGGCAACGAAACCGCUACAGAGGAGAACGCGAACGAUGCCGCACAAGUCCUUACUGUGACUAUCAAAGGUAUUGAUGGUAAAGUGCUCAAUAGGCCUUCCGGUUUCACCGUCUCCUUCAAGCAGCUCUCCCCACCUGAGCUCUUAAGACUCGAAGCCACUCCCAACCGCUCGGCCAGUAAUAAAGAGCAGGCCGAGACCUGGCGUGAACCUCCACCUCACCUUCGAUUGAUCUUGUCACCCCCUGAGAACGUCCACUUCAAGUCCAGUGAUAUCCCAGGCCAGCUUUCCCUUGAAGACGAAAUCCGUGAACUCAGGAUCCUUCAAGCCGAGGUCCAAGAGUUGCACGAGGUCAUCAAGGAGAAGAGGAAACAUAUCAAAUCGCAGCUAAAGAAAGAAGCCCAAAGCUUGAAAGAAGAACUACAGGAGUGUGAUAGCGUCACUUGCGUUAUCAAGGCCAUCGCCCACAAAGCACACGGUGCCUGGAGAAUCAUCUACAUCCGCUUCCGCCCUCUUCAUCACCACCACGGCCAUGAAAUGGGUCGUCCCGAUGAGCAAGAUCCAUAUGAUCGAGUCUGGCGCGCUGGUAACCACAACCAAGCUCCGGAAGCUAAUGUUGAAUCGGUACCUCCGCCACCACCUCAUGGACCACCUCACCCACCCCACCAUGGCCCUCCACCUCCACCUCCACCGCAUCAUAAACCUGGUCACCACCCUCCACCUCCCCCACCUCCUCCUCGUCACCAUGGCCCACCCGAGCCUCCGUAUUUCCUCGCUAUCAAGAUCAUAGCAGGUGUUCUGUGCUGUGGGUGCCUCUUCGCUGUGAUCCGUCACCGCUGCAGCUCCCCCCGCACUCGCACUGAACGCGCCGCCCUUCGCGAGGAACGCGCCAAUGAACGAGCGUACCGUCGUGCGGCUCGUCAACACGCAUGGCGCAAAUGGUGGCGUCGCAACUGGCGGGAUCAAGACCGCAUCGACGACUAUGAGGAGAAGCGCGCGCUCAUCCAGGAACAAGAAUCCGUCCUGGAAGACGCCAUGCAGGAGGAAAUCCGGCAACUCCGCGAGGCCCACGGCGUCGUGAGGUCCAUCGUGCAAGCCGAGGAAGGUCGAGGCGUGUAUCCUCGAUGCAACACCGCCCACAUGCAUAUGCACAUCCCCUGCCACUGCCAUGCCCACGCACACGUCCCUAGCCCCAACUACUCCCCUGUUUCCUCCGCAUACACAUCUUCCUCUCUCCCCUCACUCCCCUCACGCCCGCUCUCCCGGACGAACAGCCUCCCAGACUAUCGCUCAGACACAUCAACCGAGCCUCCAGCCUACGAAGAGGACGAAGACAUGUCCGAUGUUGUCGUCAACGGCUUCCGACAAUACACACCAUCCACAUCAUCUGGCAGUACACGGUGGACACCCGAGAGCAGUGUAAUUGAUGUGAGCCCACGUCCGAGUGCGGAGACUCUACGAUACGCCGGCACAGGAGGGGAGACCAGGGACGCAGAUCAAUUCGCCGAGACAACGGAGACGAAUUUCGGAAACGCGAAAAAUUAAAGUAUUGGGCUGGGGACAGAGCCUGUAUGGCACGGCGUUGUUUGGAGGGCGAGAUAUGUAUAAUUGGUAGGCGACCGGCUCAAGAC